Molecule: messenger RNA, 5236 nt
Organism: Nomia melanderi (Alkali bee)
Lineage: Eukaryota; Metazoa; Arthropoda; Insecta; Hymenoptera; Halictidae
Product: 3-oxoacyl-[acyl-carrier-protein] synthase, mitochondrial
Biological process (GO): fatty acid biosynthetic process
Cellular component (GO): mitochondrion
Molecular function (GO): 3-oxoacyl-[acyl-carrier-protein] synthase activity
Source: RefSeq, a predicted model, not a curated record
GAACUGAACGCUGCAGCGCCACUAUUUAGUCGGAUUCUUAGUGAACUAUGUGAAAUGAUUCCAUAGUAGAUUUUUUAAGAAUCUUUAAAAAAAAACUAUUAGUUAUUAAUUAUUCUUAAAAAUGAAGUUCAAAUACAUUUAUAUUUUACAUAAAGUACAAAAUUUUAUCUCACAACAAGUGGUAAUUUAAUAGUUUGUAACCUCAAGUGUACUUAUCUUUUUGCAAAACUGUCCAUCUCACCGGUCAAAUGUUUACUCCACUUUUUAAUAUUUAUCGUACGCUAACAACUGCUACAAGAUGCAAGCGGCGGGUUGUAGUAACAGGAAUGGGAAUAAUAUGUCCACUAGGAGUAGGUACGCAGCAGUCCUGGAAUAAUCUUAUUAACUGUAAAUCAGGUGUUACCAAAUUGACUGAACCAGAUUAUGAUAAACUACCAUGUAGGAUUGGAGCAUUAAUACCUAAAGGAAAAGGUGCUAAUGAAUUAGACAUAGAGUCUUAUUUCUCAAAUAGUGAGUUGCGCACAAUGUGUUGUGCUACUGCUUAUGCUUUGAUAGCUACUGAAAUGGCAUUAAAUGAUGCAAAAUGGAAACCAACUGAUGAGAUAGACAAGCAAGAUACAGGUGUGGCUGUAGGAGUUGGAAUGAUAGAUUUAGUGGAUGUAUGCGCAUCAUAUGAAGCCUUAAAAAAAGGGUAUAACAAAGUCAGUCCUUAUUUUAUACCAAGGAUUUUACCUAAUAUGGCUGCAGGACAAAUUAGUAUUAAAUAUGGUUUUCGUGGACCGAAUCAUUCAGUAUCAACAGCAUGUGCAACUGGAGCACAUUCAAUUGGUGAUGCAUUUCGUUUCAUCCGUGGUGGACAAACAUCUGUAAUGGUAUGUGGUGGAGCAGAAGCAUGCAUAAGUCCUCUUGCUAUAGCUGCCUUUUGUAGGCUUAGAGCGUUAAGCACUGCAAGAAACGAUUGUCCUUACGAAGCAUCACGUCCAUUUGAUAAAGAUAGAGAUGGAUUUGUUAUGGGAGAAGGUACAGCUAUAUUGGUAUUGGAAGAAUUAAACCAUGCACUUUCAAGAAAUGCUAAUAUUUAUGCAGAAGUAUUAGGAUAUGGUUUAUCUGGUGAUGCGGCACAUUUAACUGCACCCAGUGAAGAUGGUACUGGUGCUAUAUUAGCUAUGGACAGGACUGUGAAAGAUGCUGGUAUAGAUGCCACAGAAAUUUCUUUUGUUAGUGCACAUGCAACUUCAACUCCAUUAGGUGAUGCCAUUGAAAUAAAAGCUAUAGAAUCAUUUAUGGGUCAACACAGUAGAAAUGUAACUAUUUCUAGUACAAAAGGAGCUCAUGGUCACUUACUAGGUGCAGCAGGAAAUUUAGAAGCUGCUUUUACUAUUUUGGCCAUCAAAGAAGGUGUAAUUCCACCAACAAUAAAUUUACAUAAUCCAGACACAGAAACAUGCUUGAAUUUUGCUCCAAAUGCAAAGAAAAAUUGGAAUUGGGUAUCAAGACGUGUAGCUUUAAAAAACGCUUUCGGUUUUGGAGGAACAAAUGCAUGUUUGUGCUUUGGAGACUAUGAAAAAUAAAUUCAUUAUUUAACUAAACUUAUUACGAGAAGAGGCAUAAUAUGCAACAUAAUGUGAACUAGUCAUUCCUUUGUGUACAUUAAUUAAUACAUACAUUGUGCCUACAAAAAAGUGUAGACUGUAUAUAUGUAAUUUUCUUCAUUCCAACUGGAAUAAUUACAAUACCUUAAAUAUUUAUAUUUUUAUAUAAUAUAGAACAUAAAACUGAUGUAAUGUAUAUUUUAUAAAAAAAAAGAAAUAGAUUUUUGUAUAUUAAAGUUGUUAUAUGAAAUUGUAUAGAAAGAAUAUAAUUUGGAACAAUAUAAUAUGGAAUGCAAUAUUUACUUUACAGUUGUUUUUUAAUAUUCUUGUAUCUGUUAUUAUUACAACAUCUAUGUUCAAGUUGUACGAAAACAAACUAAAUUUUUUUGUUUUUUAAAAAAUUAAAACAAAAGUAUGUAGUAAUUAAUGAAAAUCACUUUCCACAAAAUUGUUUACUAUGUGCAAUUGAAUCUGAUUUACUAAUUUUCUACUUAAUACGUGCUCAUACAAAUUACCAUACUUAAUCAUACAAGUAUAAAGAAAUAAGUCUCCUUUAACUCCGGACACACACACACAUUGACAUAAUACAUUCAUUUAUACAAUUAAUUUCAUAAUUUGUUUUCUUGAAAUCAUUUGUCAGAAUUAAUCGACAUUAUAUUUUCAAUUUAAUUCCUUUAUAAUACAUUUUUCAUCUACAAAUUGUCUUUUAUUUCUUUUGAAUUGAGCUGUAUAGAAAACAACAAAAUUCAAGGCAUAAUCGUUUCGUAGUACCUCUAGUUUAUUAGAUGUAGUUUUCUUCUUGCAGAUGAACCAUAUCAUACGACGUUCUUAUGAUGUACAUCUCCAACGAUAUUUUAUUCACACAGGAAGGUUAUCCUCCAAUAAUAACAAUUAUCCAAAAUACAUCUAUUGCAUUCGUGUGUCUCUACUGGCAGUAAAUCAAUGUAAAAAAGAAAGAUUGUAUUCUAUUAAGUAUCUGUACCUAGUAGAAAUUUUUAAUUAGGAAUGGUAAAGGGUUUGUGAUGGCUGCAUAAGAUAGCGAAACGUUUUCUAAGUGUUUGACGAAGUUCUUGUCGUUUUUCAAGAACUUGGCACAUUCGUGAUUUAAAUUCCAAUACUUCCUCUGCUGGAAUAUAACUUUCUUUUUCUUCAUCAUCUGACACAUGGGAUUCCUGUGAAGAAAUAAGUUGUAUUACAUGUAGAAGCAGUACAUUAAAUAAAACUGCAAUACAAAAGAAUAUAAAACGCAUACUUCUAACAUCUGUGUAAGUGUUAGACCGCCACCUUUUUCCUUUAGUAAGGAGAUACUAGAAUUGGAAUGAACAAGUUUAUCAGAUGGUCGUAUAUCAUGACAAUCUCUUUCAUGGUUACAACAUCCAUCACUGCAAGCUACUUCUGAUCCUUCUGGUGUACUAGGAAGAGAAGAACUACUAAUAUUGUGUUCUGAAGAAUAACCACAAUCUUGUGAUGAUUGUUCACUUGAAGAACGACUUUUUCUAUCCGAAAUUGAUAAUUCAAAACGUUUUUUCAUUUCUAUCCACAUGUAUCUUUUACUUGGUUUUCCUAUCCAAGCAUGCACUAUAUCUUUAGCCAUUGGGUCUUUACAGUCCUCUAGACUAUGCCAGUCAUCAUCUUCAAUUUUCUCCGAGCAAUCCUAUACAGUGAACGACAUAUACAUCUUCAUCACAUUAAAAUGUAUACAAAACAUAUAUUAAUACAUUGUAUUAUUACCUUACACGAUUCGUAAGCUUCAAACAGUUCUUCUUCAGAAAGAUUCUUAAUAGAAGUAUUAAUCUUUUUUGUUUGAUUUGUGGUAAAUUUCGAUUUCAGUUCAGAAGAAUCUUUUUUAACUCCAUUUUUUUGUAAAUUCGAUGACUUUUUGGGGAAUGCUAAUUGAGAUUGAGUUUGUGACUGUGAUAUACUAGAUUUUGAUUUUUUUAUGCAAUCUGGACAUUUACACGUAGGUGGUCCCUUAUUUUUAGGGUCUAAUACUUGUAACUGAAAGUUAGAUGUAUUUAUAAUUAAACAUAUACAUAUAAAUAAUUAAACAUAAUAUUCAUCCAAUACCUUAUGUCGAUCUAUAUUUUGUGUUGUAGGUUUUGAAUCUGCACAAAUACACUGUGCUUCACUGUUACCACUUUGCCUUUUGCUUAAACACUAAAUACAAAAACUAAAUAAGUAACGAAACACACUUAUUAAUUUUAGAAGUUUAAAUAUUUAGAAAUAGUUUACCUCACAUGCAUUUUCUUUUUCUUCUGUUUCGUAACGCCGUUCUUUCUUCUUCUUGCGUUUUAAACGUAACUUUUCCCGUCGUUGUUUCUCUGCUAUUUCUUCUCUGGUUAGUUCUUCAUAAAGAAGUUCUAAUUGAGAAAUACCUUGUUUAACUUCUACAGCCAUCUAUAAAGAACCAUUUAACCAUGUACAAUCGCAUUUGUUAAUGCACAUCAAUUAUUAGCUUCAUUGUUAUACUUGAAAAUUUCUGGACAAUGCAUCCACUGCAACAGCAGCUAACACUUUGCAUACUGUUUCUUCUUCCCUUAAACGUCGAUGUACUCUAUGCAAACGUUCAGCGACACAUAUUCCUAAACAUGUAAGUACCUCUUCCUGAGCAAUUUCUAAUGUCUUUGCAUGUCGUUCCCUGUAAUUUAGAUAAUUCUAAGCAAACUGAAUCUUCACAUGAACUAUUUAAUAGUAAACUUUGUCACUUAUGUACCUUCCCAUGAGUUCUGGUUGAGCACGCCCAAUUAAAGUAUUAAUAUAAUCUGUACUAGUAGGUAAAUGUACAUGUCUAUCUCGUAUGCAACGUUUAAUUCCAGAAUAAAGAGCAGCAACAUAACCUGUUUCUUUUGCUGGCUCUGGUUCUGUUGUUAAUAAAGAAGAUGCUAAUAACACCUUUGUUCGACAUUCACCACAAAAUCUAGAAAAACACAAUUUCAAAACAUUUGAUCAAAAGUGUCUUAUAUAUAAAAUGUAUAAUCUUACCGAUGUUUGCGUAAAUAUGUAUCCAAAGUGGCAUCAAGUAAAUCAGUUUCUAUUAAAGCAAGUUCUUGACGACAUGGAAGUUCCAUACAAUCCCAUACUUCUUUCCAUGCACUUGGCAAAGGUCUCAUGCGUUGAAUUUCCAAUGAGUGUAAUACACAUCUCCUUGACUUUUUACUUCUGGGUUGCCUUUCAACUAAACUAUUUAACCUUGUACUAUACAAAAAUAAAACUGUUGUACACUUUACAUAUUUAUAGGAAAUAACUUAUAUGUCAAUUCCAUUACCUGUGUCCUUGUAACAUUGUACACAAUAAUUGAGGUGACUCCAAAAUAUCAUCUUUUAUUGACAAUAAUCCUUCAGGUGUAAUUAUCAAAGGAUCUAAUGCAGGAUGCCCUGAUUUCAUCAGGUCAUAGAACAAUCUUUCAACACUAUGCACAUAAAAUAUAAAAUAUUGAAUGCUUGUUACAAGCAGCUAUAUUAUAUGCACAUUUCAAACUUUGUUUUACCUCCUCCUGCAACCAACGCAUGGCACAGCUUGACCCAAAAUUGCAAGCAUAUCCUUGCAUGUUACUUCAAACGAUGCUUUAAUUUCAUCUUUUGUAAGCAUAUCCAAUUUUUUAGUAAAUUCAUCAAGCUGUUUACCACGCACUAACGGAUUAUCAC